CGCACACAACCCAUGUCGACCAAGACUCUGGCGUAUGUCGCCAUUGUAUGCACCAUGCUGUUGAGCAUGGCACUGGCAUGCUCGCGUACUGGUGAGCUUGCGACGUGCGAAGAAUGCACCAAAUCUGAUUGCCAGUUCUGCAGAUCAUCCGGUCGCUGCGUCACGUCGACGGCGUCCUGCUCCGGCACGGUCGAGACAUGCCAAGGCAGCGACAUCAAUGUUGGUGCCAUCUCGGGAGCUGUCAUUUCCGUCAUUGUUUUCGGCAUCAUUGGCUUCACUCUCGUGUUCUGCUUCAUGCGCUCCCGUAGGCGGGCGCGUGAUCGCCGUGACGAUUCCUCCGAGUACGACUCGGAGUACGACUCGGAGUCAGGACGCAGCCGCGGCCGCCGCGGCGCGCGUACCUCUGGUGCCAUUUCUGGCCGCCGCGGGCGCAACUCGCGCAAGGGCAGCGGGCGCGGCGGACGCCACGCUCGUGAGACUGGCCGGCACUCGCGCAAGGGCCGCCACGAGCCCAAGUCCAGCCGCGGCUCGCGCUCGCGCUCGCGCUCAAAGUCGCGCGGCCGCGGUCGCGGGGGCAAGGGCUCGCGCAAGGGUCACACCACUCCGCCGCCGUCGCUCACGUCCGACUCGUCCGAGAUUGCACAGAACCGCAAGAACCUGCUCGACGACGAGGCCGAGCUCAAGCGCGUGACCAAGGCCGCGUUCCGCAAGUACGACACUGACAAGUCCGGCAAGCUGUCGAAGGAGCAGACGCGCAUGGCUGCCGACCGCGUGUGCGACAAGGCCUCGGUUCCGCGAUUUACCGAGGACGAGUUCAACGAGUUCUUUGCCCAGAUCGACACUGACGGCAACGGCGAGCUCGAUCGCGUCGAGUUCAAGGGCUUUGUCACUAUGGCCGUUGAGGCUGGUGUCGACCUCUCGGGCUACUCGUCGUCGCUCUAGCCUGCGAAGGGUGUCAUGUCAGUACGACGGCUCGGUGACUCCGAACCAUUCAGCAUCGAGAUCGCGAAGCCAUUGCAGCUUGUCAGCCAGUUGCUGAGUGUCCGGCUCGCUGAUGCCGACCUUGGGCUUGUCGGCGUUGUCGUAAAAGUCCAUAGUAAUG
Molecule: messenger RNA, 1102 nt
Organism: Thecamonas trahens ATCC 50062
Lineage: Eukaryota; Apusomonadida; Apusomonadidae
Exons: 2
Coding region: 13-942 (309 amino acids)
Molecular function (GO): calcium ion binding
Source: RefSeq, a predicted model, not a curated record